Molecule: messenger RNA, 706 nt
Organism: Leptidea sinapis
Lineage: Eukaryota; Metazoa; Arthropoda; Insecta; Lepidoptera; Pieridae
Product: protein lethal(2)essential for life-like
Exons: 1
Coding region: 50-577 (175 amino acids)
Biological process (GO): response to heat; protein refolding
Molecular function (GO): protein folding chaperone
Source: RefSeq, a predicted model, not a curated record
CGCUGGCCGGCGUCAUACUGAAAUUGAACGUUCUGAAAGUAUAUUUAAAAUGUCUCUUGCGCCUUAUUUCUUCGACUACGACCUACCGCGAUGGCCAAGACGCCUUCUAGACCAAAAUUUCGGCUUAACAUUAACACCAAACGAUUUAUUAACUGCAUCCACAAGUCCUUUACCCAGGCUCAACAGAUUCUGGUGGCCUCGCGAUACCAGCUCGGCGAUUAAAGUUGAUAAAGACAAGUGGUCUAUAAACAUUGAUGUCCAGCAUUUCUCGCCCGACGAAAUAACUGUCAAAACUUCGGAAGGAUGUAUUGUAGUGGAAGGGAAACAUGAAGAAAAACAGGAUGAACAUGGUUUUGUGACGAGGCAUUUCGUGAGGAAAUUCAAGUUGCCACAGGAUUUGAAUAUAGACGCGAUCGAAUCGAGGCUUUCAUCUGAUGGCGUACUUACAGUUUUGGCGCCGAAGAAAGCUGAAAUACAAGAAGGUGAACGGAAUGUUCCGAUUACACAAACUGGACCAGUCAGGAAAGAGAUAAAUAUAGAAGGUAGUGCAGAAGAGAAGGAUAAUAAGCAGGUGUGAUUAUAAAGCAGAUCGGAUGUGUAAUAUUUUAUUGUUUUUGCAUAUUGUAAAGGACUGAGUGAUAAGAAUUAAGACUGGUGUUAUGUAUUGAAAAUGUUUUUAUUAUACAUUAAAUUGCAUAUAUAAUCA